AGCGGUGAGGAUUUGACAAGAGCAUGUGGAUACUGGCCGUCUUCUUGUUCCAAAGCAUCUUAAAUGUUUCUAGUGAAGAUCUACACUCCAGCUUAUAUUUUAUCAAUGCAUCUCUGCAAGAGGUAGUAUUUGCUAGCACCACGGGGGCCUUGGUACCCUGCCCUGCAGAAGGAGUCCCCCGUGUAACGCUCAGAUGGUACCUAGCAACGGGCGAGGAGAUCUACGAUGUCCCUGGGAUCCGCCACGUCCACCUUAAUGGCACUCUCCAAAUUUUCCCCUUCCCACCUUCAAGCUUUAAUAACUUAAUCCACGAUAAUACUUAUUAUUGCACAGCUGAAAACCCUUCAGGGAAAAUCAGGAGUCAGGAUGUCCACAUUAAGGCCGUUUUACGGGAAGCCUAUACGGUCCGAGUGGAGGACCAGAAAGCCAUGAGAGGCGGUGCAGCAGUUUUCAAGUGCAUUAUUUCCUCCCCGGUGGAGGCCUACGUCUCGUGGGAGAAGGACACAGUCUCACUUGUCUCAGGAUCUAGAUUUCUCAUUACAUCAUCGGGAGCCUUGUAUAUAACAGAUGUACAGAAUGAAGACGGAUUAAAUAAUUACCGAUGCACAACGCGGCACAAAUACACCGGAGAAACGCGUCAGAGUAACAGUGCCAGGCUGACUGUAUUAGAUCAAGUAAAUUCAUCUCCAACCAUCAUCGAUAAGUUUGAGCACCUCACGGUCAUGGCAGGGCAUAGAGUGGAGCUUCCAUGUAAAGCAUCUGGUUACCCCAUCCCAAGCACCCGCUGGCUGAAGGAUAACGUUCAGCUUGAGAUGGACAAUAGGUUCCGGAACACGGUGGUGGGUCUUCUGAUUGAGAACACCAGGCAGUCCGACUCCGGGACGUACGUCUGUGAGGUCUGGAACGCCUAUGGCAAUGCGGAGGUGAUAGGAUCGCUCUACGUAAAACAACCCCUUAAGGUGACAAUCAGCCCACGUAAAGUGAAAACCAGUGUUGGAAGCCAAGUGACGUUAUCAUGUAGUGUGUCGGGGACAGAUGACCCUGACAUCACCUGGUACAGGAAUGGUGACAUCAUCAACGCUGGGAGUAAUGUUCGAAUCACAGGUGUCAACCGUGAAACCCUCAUCAUGGACGCAAUGGCUAAAAGUGAUAAUGGCGCUUACCAGUGCUUUGUACGCAAGGAUCGGAUGUCCGCGCAGGACUAUGUGUUGGUCGUACUGGAAGAUGGAACCCCCAAAAUCAAUUCGGCGUUCAGCGAAAAAGUGGUGAGCGCCGGAGAACCUGUGUCCCUGAUGUGUAACGUAAAAGGCACCCCGCUACCCACCAUCACCUGGACCCUGGACGACGAGCCCAUUAUCAAGAACGGCAACCACCGAAUCAGCCAGAUCAUCACCUCCGACGGCAACGUGGUCAGCUAUCUCAACAUCACCAACACAGGGGUGCGGGAUGGGGGCGUCUACCGCUGCACUGCCAAUAACUCUGCGGGAGUCGUCCUGUACCAGGCUCGAAUAAACGUAAGAGGGCCGGCCAGCAUUCGACCAAUGAAAAAUAUCACAGCAAUAGCCGGGAGAGACACGUACAUUCACUGCCGUGUGAUUGGGUAUCCCUACUACUCCAUAAAGUGGUACAAGAACUCCAACCUCCUCCCAUUCAACCAUCGUCAGGUGGCUUUUGAGAACAACGGCACUUUAAAGCUCUCGGACGUGCAGAAGGACGUGGAUGAAGGGGAGUACACGUGUAAUGUUCUCGUCCAGCCGCAGCUCUCCACGAGCCAGAGUGUCCAUGUCACUGUGAAAGUGCCCCCUUAUAUUCAGCCAUUUGAAUCCCAAAGAUUUUCCAUCGGGCAAAGAGUGUUCAUCCCUUGUGUGGUGGUCUCUGGGGAUUUGCCCAUCACCAUCACUUGGCAGAAGGACGGGAGGCCAAUUCCGGUCAGUCUUGGAGUCACCAUUGACAACAUUGACUUUACAAGCUCCUUGAGGAUUUCCAAUCUUUCCCUGAUGCACAAUGGGAAUUACACCUGCAUCGCCCGAAAUGACGCAGCCGCCGUAGAACACCAAAGCCAGUUAAUUGUCAGAGUUCCUCCUAGAUUUGUGGUCCAACCCACUGACCAAGAUGGGAUUUUCAGAAAGGCCGUGAUACUGAACUGCUCCGCGGAGGGUUACCCUGUGCCUACGAUCGUGUGGAAGUACUCUAAAGGUGCUGGAGUUCCUCAGUUUCAGCCCAUCGCUCUGAACGGUCGUAUACAGCUUCUCAGUAAUGGUUCUUUACUGAUUAAGCACAUCCUGGAGGAAGAUAGCGGAUACUACCUCUGCAAGGUCAGCAAUGAUGUGGGAGCUGACGUCAGCAAGUCCAUGUAUCUCACGGUUAAAAUUCCCGCAAGAAUCAUUUCCUACCCUAACACCACUCUGGCCACUCAAGGCCAAAAGAAAGAGAUGAACUGCACGGCCCACGGCGAGAAGCCCAUCAUAGUCCGCUGGGAGAAGGAGGACCGCAUGAUAAAUGUCCCUGAGAUGUCCCGGUACCAGGUGUCCACCAAGGAGGUGGGAGAUGAAGUGCUGUCCAUACUGCAGAUCUUGCCCACCGUCCGGGAGGAUUCGGGCUUCUUUUCGUGUCAUGCGAUCAAUUCUUUCGGAGAAGAUCGAGGGAUCAUCCAGUUGACUGUACAAGAACCUCCAGAUCCUCCAGAAAUUGAGAUCCGAGAAGUGAGAGCACGAAGCAUUGCCCUUCGCUGGACUAUGGGAUUUGAUGGCAACAGUCCAAUUACCGGAUACGAUAUUGAAUGCAAAAAUAAAUCAGACUCCUGGGAUUCUGUCCAGAGAACCAAAGACGUCUCACCCCAAUUAAACCAGGCCACCAUCAUCGACUUACACCCAUCCUCCACCUACAACAUCCGGAUGUAUGCAAAAAACCAUAUAGGCAAGAGCGAAGCCAGCAAUGAACUCACCAUCACCACCGAGGAAGCGGCACCUGACGGCCCUCCUCAGGAAGUCCAGCUCGAUCCCGUGUCCUCACAGAGUAUCAGGGUUACCUGGAAGGCCCCCAAAAAGCACCUGCAGAAUGGAAUCAUCCGUGGUUACCAGAUCGGCUUCCGGGAGUACAGCACCGGAGGCAACUACCAGUUUAAUAUAAUCACUGUGGACACCACGGGGGACAGCGAGUUGUAUACUCUGGAUAAUCUGAAGAAAUUCACCCAGUAUGGAGUGGUUGUGCAGGCGUGUAACCGGGCCGGGACAGGGCCAUCCUCUCAGGAAAUCAUCACCACCACACUAGAGGACGUUCCCAGCCGCCCCCCUGAGAACGUCCAGGCAGCUGCAACUUCACCGGAGACCAUAACAAUCUCUUGGUCCACCCCUUCCAAAGAAGCCCUCAACGGCAUCCUCCAGGGGUUCAGGGUUAUCUUCUGGGCUAAUCUUCUAGAUGGAGAACUUGGCGAAAUGAAAAAUGUAACCACAACCCAACCCUUAUUGGAGCUGGACGGCCUGGAGAAGUACACCAACUACAGCAUCCAGGUGCUGGCGUUCACACGGGCCGGCGACGGCGUCCGCAGCGAGCAGAUAUUCGUCAGAACCAAAGAGGAUGUUCCAGGUCCCACAGCUGGAGUUAAAGCUGCCGCCGCCUCCGCCUCCAUCGUCUACGUGUCCUGGCUGCCUCCACUGAAACUAAAUGGCAUUAUCCGCAAGUACACCGUCUUCUGCUCCCACCCAUACCCCACGGAACCUGUCAUCAGUGAGUUUGAAGCUGCCCCAGACUCCUUCUUUUAUCGAAUACCAAACCUGAGCCGAAACAGACAAUACAGUGUUUGGGUGGUGGCGGUGACUGCGGCUGGCAGGGGCAACAGCAGCGACAUCAUCACCGUUGAACCAACUGCUAAAGCUCCUGCCCGAAUUUUGACCUUCAGUGGCACUGUGACCACACCAUGGAUGAGAGAUAUUGUCCUGCCCUGCAAAGCAGUUGGUGACCCUUCCCCUACAAUCAAAUGGAUGAAGGAAAGUAACGGGACACCCAGUCUAGUAACGAAUGAUGGGCGAAGAAGCGUCUACAGCAAUGGAAGCUUUAUCAUCCGGACGGUGAAAGCAGAGGAUUCUGGGUAUUACAGUUGUUCUGCCUCAAACACCUGGGGAUCAGAGGAGAUUGUCCUAAAUCUACAGGUUCAAGUGCCUCCUGACCAACCUCGGUUGACAGUGUCCAAAAGUACUUCUUCUUCCAUAACCCUUUCCUGGAUACCAGGAGACAACGGAGGGAGCUCCAUCCGAGGUUACAUACUUCAGUAUUCAGAGGAUAACAGUGAACAAUGGGGCAGUUUUCCCAUCAGUCCCAGCGAGCGUUCCUACCGCUUGGAAAAUUUGAAAUGCGGCACUUGGUACAAAUUUACUCUGACCGCCCAGAACGGAGUGGGACCUGGACGCAUCAGUGAGAUCAUAGAGGCAAAAACCCUUGGGAAAGAACCCCAGUUUUCAAAAGAGCAAGACCUGUUUGCCAGCAUUAACAGCACAAGAGUGAGACUCAAUCUGAUUGGCUGGAAUGAUGGUGGGUGCCCAAUCACAUCGUUUAACCUGGAGUAUAGGCCGUUUGGCACCACGGUGUGGACCCUGGCACAGAGGACCUCUCUGUCUAAGUCAUAUAUACUGUAUGACCUGCAGGAAGCAAUGUGGUAUGAACUGCAGAUGAGAGUGUGCAACAGUGCCGGCUGCGCGGAGAAGCAGGCCAAUUUUGCAACAUUGAAUUAUGAUGGCAGUACGAUCCCCCCACUCAUAAAAUCCAUUGAGAGCACCGAAGAGGGACUGUCAACCAACAAGGGGAUAAAAAUGCUGGUGACCAUUUCCUGUAUCCUGAUUGGAGUCCUCCUUCUGUUUGCUUUAUUGCUGAUGGUCAGGCGUAGAAGACGAGAACAGAGACUGAAGAGGCUGAGAGAUGCGAAAAGUUUGGCUGAAAUGCUCAUGAGUAAGAAUACUCGGACGUCGGACACGCUGAACAAGCAGCAGACCCUGAGAAUGCACAUAGAUAUCCCCCGAGCUCAGCUCCUUAUAGAAGAGCGGGACACCAUGGAGACGAUAGAUGACAGAUCUACGGUGCUAUUGACUGAUGCUGACUUUGGAGAGUCAUCCAAACAGAAGUCGUUAACGGUCACUCACACGGUGCAUUACCAGUCCGUCUCGCAGGCCACCGGACCCUUGGUCGAUGUGUCAGAUGCUCGACCUGGAACAAAUCCAACCACCAGGAAAAAUGCAAAAGCCGGUCCGGCUGCCCGCAACAGAUACGCAAGUCAGUGGACGCUUAACAGACCCCACCCCACCAUAUCCGCGCACACACUAACCACAGACUGGAGGCUACCGACGCCGAGAGCCACCGGAUCAGUAGACAAGGAGAGCGACAGCUACAGUGUCAGCCCGUCACAGGACACAGACCGAGCGAGGAGCAGCAUGGUCUCCACAGAAAGUGCCUCGUCCACCUACGAAGAGUUAGCAAGAGCCUACGAGCACGCAAAGAUGGAGGAGCAACUGAGACACGCCAAAUUCACCAUCACAGAAUGCUUCAUAUCAGACACCUCUUCAGAGCAACUGACUGCAGGGACUAAUGAGUAUACAGACAGUCUGACCUCUAGCACGCCAUCAGAGUCUGGGAUUUGCAGAUUUACUGCAUCACCUCCUAAACCUCUUGACGGUGGAAAGGUACAAAACAUGGCAGCUCCAAAGGCACAUCGGCCAGGUGAUGUGAUGAACUUGCCGCCGUACCUUAGAAUGGACUUUUUAUUAAAUCGUGGUGCUUCAGGAACUAGCAGAGACUUGGGUUUAGGGCAGGCUUGCUUGGAACCUCAGAAAAGCCGAACCCUGAAGCGACCCACAGUUCUGGAACCAAUACCCAUGGAAAACCCUUCAGCACGUGAAGUACAGUCGUGGCAGCCCAGCGCAGGGGCGGCGGCGGCAGCGGCAGCGGCCGCACCGGUACCUCCACGAGAGGCCACAGAGCUUGGACAGGCAGCUAAAAUAAGCAGUUCACAGGAAUCGCUGCUGGACUCCCGGGGGCACUUGAAAGGAAAUAACCCUUACACAAAAUCUUACACCCUGGUAUAACAGCAAGAAAAAACAAAAAGCUUGUAAAUACUAACAGAAAAAACAAAAUGCAAAUCAAAGCUACCUUUUUCUACUGAAUUCCAACAUUUAUAAUUUAAAGAAAAGAGAAAAAAAAAAAAAAGAUUGCCAAAACAUUGAAAUGACAAAUUUUCAAAAACUGUGCAAAGACUCUCUCGUUAACUUUUUGAUUUUCCUUUGGAUCAUCUAUAGAACAUUCAUCUCCUCUUCCGAGAUGUCAAACUCUUGAAAGGAUUUGGGUUCUUUCUUUAUGUUUUUGUUUUUCGAUCACAUUUGUACCAAAAUUUUUUGUACAAUCUGGUGCAUGUGAACAGUUUACUUGAACGUCCCUAAACACACAAACUAAAGAGAAUCCAGAUAUUAAAUUUCAGAGCU
Messenger RNA from Bufo bufo (common toad), 6464 nucleotides. It is a transcript of the gene DSCAM, whose product is annotated as DS cell adhesion molecule. The transcript is spliced from 34 exons. Bases 24 to 6071 code for a protein of 2015 amino acids. Gene Ontology annotation, biological process: dendrite self-avoidance; homophilic cell-cell adhesion; axon guidance. Gene Ontology annotation, molecular function: cell-cell adhesion mediator activity. The record is from RefSeq and is a predicted model, not a curated record. Gene Ontology annotation, cellular component: plasma membrane; axon. NCBI's taxonomy places the organism in Eukaryota, Metazoa, Chordata, Amphibia, Anura, Bufonidae.